UUUAUGAUGAGAUGUAUUAUUAGACCCAAUAGAAGAAAAGAGAGUAUACCUGAAAAAUGGAUUACACUAAGGAUCAAUGAUUGCACUCUUCAUUUCCAAGAGGAAUGUUAAUAUGAAAGAAAUAGAUAUAAUAAUAAUAUAAUUAAAUCCAAGGAAAAAUUGAUUUGAAAAAUGGAAGAGUAUCAGAAAAAUAUCAAAUUAUA
Messenger RNA from Paramecium sonneborni, 203 nucleotides. The record is from the annotation of a GenBank genome assembly. Lineage: Eukaryota; Ciliophora; Oligohymenophorea; Peniculida; Parameciidae.